Messenger RNA from Strongylus vulgaris, 567 nucleotides. The record is from the annotation of a GenBank genome assembly. Lineage: Eukaryota; Metazoa; Nematoda; Chromadorea; Rhabditida; Strongylidae.
AAUGGCUCCGCUGGCAUGACGUCAGCGAUUAUGCUAAUGAAUGAUGAAGCAGUUGAAGGUUUUGGCAGAGCACAAUUCUCAUUCUAUCAUAUUGUGAAGAAAUUCUUCACGAAAUACGAAAACGUAAAAGAUUUUGCCACGGCUGCCGACAUUCCUUAUGAUACCCUUAAACAGACAUUUGAGGGCUACAACAAAUUUGUAAAAUCUACUAAAGAGGGAGCAAAAGACAAGGAUGCAUUUGGCAAGACCGUAUUCCCUGUAGCAUUUGACUUAGAGAAACCAAUCUAUGCAGCCAUCAUCACACCAGCAAUUCACUAUACUAUGGGUGGAUUGAAAAUCGAUAAGCAGGCACGUGUGAUUAAUGAGUAUACUACAGCACCAUUCAAAGGACUUCUAGCGGCAGGAGAAGUUACUGGUGCUGUUUUUGCAAAUUUUCAAUUUGUUCUCAUAGGUGGCGUCCAUGGUGCAAAUCGACUUGCUGGCAACUCUCUCCUCGAAUGUGUUGUAUUCGGCAGAGUUGCUGGAAGAAACGCAGCCGCCACAAACUACUCACAUGAGGAGUUGUGA